Danio aesculapii is the source of this 1145-nucleotide messenger RNA. It is a transcript of the gene tspo, whose product is annotated as translocator protein. Lineage: Eukaryota; Metazoa; Chordata; Actinopteri; Cypriniformes; Danionidae. Gene Ontology annotation, cellular component: mitochondrial outer membrane. The record is from RefSeq and is a predicted model, not a curated record. Bases 134 to 622 code for a protein of 162 amino acids. The transcript is spliced from 4 exons.
GCAGCGCAGAGCUACACGCCCACUGUCUGUUACACAAACUUAUAUCAUGAUUUCAAGAUCACUCCGGUCAUAGAAGGCUGUACAAACCUCUCGCUUCUUCACAUCGAGCAGCUCCACGACUCUACAGUUCAGGAUGUGGAUUCCUAUGCUGAGCCUUACUGCCCUCCCUCACGUUGGUGGGAUAUUUGGAGGUAUAAUCACACGGCGGGAGGUGAAGACAUGGUACACCACGCUUAAUAAACCCUCAUGGAGACCACCUAAUGCUGCCUUCCCAGUGGUGUGGACCACCCUUUACACUGGCAUGGGGUACGGUUCAUACCUUGUGUGGAAAGAGCUUGGAGGCUUCACACAGGAUGCAAUGGUGCCAUUGGGACUUUAUGGGCUGCAGUUGGCACUUAACUGGGCCUGGACCCCCAUCUUCUUCGGUGCACACAAAAUUCAGCUGGCACUGAUAGAGCUAUUGUUGUUGAGCGGCACAGUGGCAGCCACAAUGGUGUCCUGGUAUCCCAUCAGCCGCACUGCAACACUUCUGAUGGUGCCAUACAUGGCUUGGCUGUGUGUCGCCACCAGCCUCAACUACUGUGUUUGGAGAGACAACCCAGAGCCCAAGAAAGAAGACUGAAGAGCCCAACACUAAUCCAGCUAACACAACUGAGAAGAAUAAAUGCACUCAUGAUUGUUUUGUUACUUGUUUUGUCACUUGCAAGGCAAUUCACCGGAUGUCUUAAGUAGAAGAGGUGAGGCAAUAAAAUAAUGUUCUAAUGCUUCCAUUAAUUAUUUUAUAACAUACUCCACCACUCAAGUUUAGAUCAGCUUAUGUGCACUUCAAAUCAAAUGUUUGCUUCCAUACACAUUGUUCUUUGAUAAUGAUUUUGUAAACUUUAUUUCUUGGAAAUAAAUUUGUUUAAAGCACACUGCAUGUAGUUUCUAUCUCAAACAUUAAGUUCUGGUCACGAAGCUUUGUGGCUGUAUGAGGGUGGUGGUCAGGCAGAGGAGGCUUUUAUCAUCUAUCUUUUGUAAACAUGCUUCAUCACAGAUUAGGCCAUGUUAUCAAUAUUAGCCAGAAAAUCCCCCAAUGUGCACUCAGAAUGUUAUUUCACAUUGCCAAGUAACCCCAUUAAUAAAGAACUGCACUUCAACUGUCA